GCGCGCUCGCUGCUGUCUACGGUGGUCCACGCCUUCUGCGUGGCGAGCGUGCUGCGCUCCGACCAGCUGGCGGGCUAUGUGGCGGCCUGCCACCCCAGCUUCCCCUCUCUGGGGGCGCUCUACGAGGGCAUGAGGCGCCUCCGGGAGGCCGGGGCGCGCGUGGCGGCGCCUGGGAAAGGGGGAGUCGGGCAGCAGUGGCCUUUGGGGGGCCUGGGGGAGGCGGCGUGUGGGUACGAGGAUGGUGACGAGGAUGAGGAUGACGAGUUUGGGGAGGAGGGGAGCGACGCGGAUGUGGGUGAUUACGAGGGCGAGGAAGAGGCUGCGGGAGUGGAGGUGUCGGACGAGACUGCGCCAGAGUCGGCUUGGGGAGAGGGCGGGCCCCGGCCCUGA
This is a messenger RNA of Monoraphidium neglectum, 390 nucleotides long. RefSeq lists its product as hypothetical. The transcript has a single exon. The annotation marks the transcript as partial. The record is from RefSeq and is a predicted model, not a curated record. Lineage: Eukaryota; Viridiplantae; Chlorophyta; Chlorophyceae; Sphaeropleales; Selenastraceae.